GGCCUCUCGUGGUAGUACAGUCCAAGCAGCACCGCUGGCUUCCUCCUCUCGCCCGCCUCCACAUUAACUUCCCAACAAACCAGCCGCCCGCCGCGACUCCCCCGCAUCCUCAUCCUCUGCAGCCAUGGCGCCGGCACAGCACCUGCGGUGGGCCGUGCUCGCGGCGCUGCUGCUUUCGACGACGACCAUGUGCGGCGCGGUGGCUGCGCAGCACGUUUCUGUGCCACCUUCCGCGGCCACGGCGGCGGCGCCUGCCCCGGCCGCGGCGAUGGACGCGGCGUGCCUCAACUCGCUGCUCAACAUGUCCGACUGCCUGCCGUACGUGCAGGCGGGCAGCGCUACGGCGCGCCCGGACGCGGCGUGCUGCCCGGAGCUGGCCGGGAUGGUGGGCUCCAACCCGCUCUGCCUCUGCGAGCUCCUCUCCGGCGCCGCCGACUCCUACGGCAUCGCCGUCGACUACAGCCGCGCGCUCGCGCUCCCGGGCGUCUGCCGCGUCGAAACCCCGCCCGUCAGCACAUGCGCCGCAUUCGGGUACAAUGUGCGCGGCCUAGCCCCGUCCGCGGCGCCCAUGGCCGGGUCUCCGGCGCCCGGCCCCUCAGGCGACAGCCCGCAGUUCCCCGGUGUUUCGCCGUUCCCCUCGCCGCCGGCGCCGCGCAGCCACGCCUACCGCCGCUCCGUCGCCGCCAGCACCCACGCCCUCGUCGCCGCCUUCGCCACCGGGAUGAUGAUGUUCUAGGAGGUGCCCACGGCCAGAUUGUUCGACGAGGAUUUCUUCACCGUAGACAUAUGCCUAGCAGUAUGGUUCUGGUAUAUAGGUGCAUAUACCUGUCAUUUCCCGGCUGAUAUGAUGUGUGAUCUGAUUGCUCCUCGCUGAUAAAUUCCCUCGUGAUGUAAGUUCUGAUUGCUGGAUUCCCAGACUCUGUAUGUAAGACACGCAUUCCGUCCUCA
Molecule: messenger RNA, 948 nt
Organism: Lolium perenne
Lineage: Eukaryota; Viridiplantae; Streptophyta; Magnoliopsida; Poales; Poaceae
Product: non-specific lipid transfer protein GPI-anchored 12
Source: RefSeq, a predicted model, not a curated record